AUGGAUGAUGCCACGAAAUCUAGUUUAAAAGCGAUUCCGCUUUGUAAAACAAAGGCUAGCCCGAGAGAUGGAGAUUUGUGGAUCGAAAGGCUGAAGGAAGAGUACGAGGCAAUUAUCGCUGCUGUUCAAAACAACAAAGAUUGCGAUCGGGAUUGGUUCCAACUGGAAUCCAAUGAACGAGGCACCAAAUGGUUCGGAAAAUGUUGGUACUUCCAUAACAUGGUCAAGUACGAGUUUGACGUUGAAUUCGAUAUUCCAAUCACGUACCCAGUCACGGCACCAGAAAUCGCUCUUCCUGAGUUAGAUGGAAAGACUGCAAAAAUGUACCGCGGUGGAAAAAUCUGUCUCUCGGAACAUUUCAAGCCUCUUUGGGCUCGCAAUACUCCAAAGUUCGGAAUCGCUCACGCUUUCGCUCUCGGAUUGGGACCAUGGAUGGCUGUUGAGAUUCCCGAUUUAAUUGAAAAAGGAUUAAUUCAACCAAAAGCCUGACCAUCUUUUUCUUUGAAAACUGAAUAAUUCAGUUAUUUUAUUAAUUACAAAAUAACUAUUGCAUUAUAAAUAUUUAAAUUAUU
Caenorhabditis elegans is the source of this 572-nucleotide messenger RNA. It is a transcript of the gene ufc-1, whose product is annotated as Ubiquitin-fold modifier-conjugating enzyme 1. The record is from RefSeq and is marked reviewed. NCBI's taxonomy places the organism in Eukaryota, Metazoa, Nematoda, Chromadorea, Rhabditida, Rhabditidae. Gene Ontology annotation, biological process: protein ufmylation. Gene Ontology annotation, molecular function: UFM1 conjugating enzyme activity.